AUGCCCAACUCGGCACCCACGCUUUUCCAAACCGCAUUGUACACGACCCCUACAUCAUCCACCAUCAACCUCCCAUACGCCAACAACAACAACAACAACAACAUUGGUAUCAACUCGGCAGCCAACCUUUUUUCAAAUAAUAACAAUACUCUCCCUUCACUCACCUUGUCGGCAACGGCUAAUCAUCAACGUCGUAAUUCAUCUUCUUCAUCCGAUGAUGAAAUAUUUAAUCAAAAUGAUUUCCAUUAUAUAGGUGAUUAA
This is a messenger RNA of Cavenderia fasciculata, 261 nucleotides long. RefSeq lists its product as uncharacterized. Lineage: Eukaryota; Evosea; Eumycetozoa; Acytosteliales; Cavenderiaceae. The coding region runs from base 1 to 261 and encodes 86 amino acids. The transcript has a single exon. The record is from RefSeq and is a predicted model, not a curated record.